Molecule: messenger RNA, 2259 nt
Organism: Closterium sp. Naga37s-1
Lineage: Eukaryota; Viridiplantae; Streptophyta; Zygnematophyceae; Desmidiales; Closteriaceae
Source: the annotation of a GenBank genome assembly
AUGCGACAAGGCACAUUCACGAGCUCAAUUCAUCCUUGGUGUGAAAUCCUUGAAGCUGCGGCCUCCGCUCCCCCGUCCUUCUCCUACUCCCGACUGAAUUCCUCCUCUCCCCUCCUCACAUCCGGCUCAGCCCGUCUCCUCCCCUCCUCGCUGCGCCUCACCCCCCUUUCUCCCCCCCACCAAGCGGGCCUUGCCCUGCACCCCACGCCCUUCGCCCUCGUCUCUCCAUCCACCCCCACCUCCUCCUGCCGCCCCUACUCCUUCUCCUCCUCCUUCUCCUUCCGCCUCUCCUCCCCCCAAUCCGCUGCUGCUCUCGGGGCCGACGGCUUUGCUUUUGUUCUCCUGCCCGACCCGACCGUCGGGUUGCCCGGGCCAAACAUGGGAUAUGGCAGAAGGCCUUACCGCGGCAGUGGCGUCACCCUCAACAGCAGCCUGCCACAUCAGCACAGCAUGGCAGUGGAGUUUGACACGUCAUCAACUCGUCUGUUUUCGGACCCAACCACUCACCACGUGGGGGUGAACGUGGAUUACAGCAUGACGUCAGCAAGCCAUGCGUCCGUGCACCCCACGAGCAUGCCCUCUCUGGCUGCCAACCAAACGUUGCAUGCGUGGGUGGCCUACAACGCCACCGCCUCGCUGCUCUCCGUGCGCCUCUCCUCCUCGCCCGCCAUGCCCCCCUCCGCCCUCCUCUCCCUCCCCUUCAACGCCUGCGCUUUUUUUCACAAUGCUUCGGCGAACGGCGGGGAGGCGGAGGCCGUGCUGGUGCAUGCGGGGUUUGCAGCCGGCACGGGGCUGCUGCCGCUGCACACUCAGACGCACGACAUCCUCUCCUGGGCCUUCCACGUCGACACUAAAGCGCCGGCGCCUCUCCCCGUGUGGCAACCGCCGUCGCUCUCCUUGCCCUUCCUCACGCCAGCAGCCCCCUUCACUGCCUCGGGUGCAGCUCGCCUCGGCUUCUCCUCGCUGCAACUCACCCCGGGCAACCAGGACCAGGAGUCAGGUGCCGCAUUCUUCCCCCUCCCCCUGCCCCUGCUCUCGCUCCUCCCCGCUCCUCCGCCUCGCAAGGGGAGGAAGCGCACAAGGGGAGUGGGGCUCUCUAAGCCCUCUAAUGACCCUGUGGUGUGCAGUGCUCGCUCCUUCACCUCCUGGUUUGCCUUUGAGCUCAAGGCGAGUGGCGGUAAUGGCUUUGGGGUCGUUUUUGUGAUCAGUACUCGGCCAGGGGUGGGGCAAGGAGGGGCAGGUAUGGGGUAUGGGAGCGACGCGCAAGGUAGAAACGCGAAUGGGACGUGGGCGGACGGAGGGAGGAGUGUGGCAGUGAUGUUUGAUGCCUUUAGCGGCAUUGACCCUAACCAUGACGUUAACAAGGAUAUGGCGAUUCUCUCCGUUCACACUGACUUUAACGUGACUCAGCGGCUUGCAUUCUCUGCUCAGGGAAAAUACGUGUCACCCUCACUGUACAGCAUGAGGGUGGACUAUACGGCUGCCACUAAAACACUAGAGGCAGUGACUUAUAACGGCGCACAGAGGAUGGGUAACGUGAGCUUGACUCUUGACCUCACUGACACCUGUGCGCCCGGCGUGUGUCUCGAGAGCUAUGAUGCCUCCUCCUUCUGCCUCUGCCCGCCCGCCUUCUUCCCCCUCGACUACUCUAACCUUCUGAGGCGUCCCUGUAACCCAGUGAGAAAAUCUGCUGUUCGAGUACCAUUCUUCCCAGCACCCCCCGGCCUCACAUGCCCUCUGCUGCUCGACAUCUUUGACCUCUCACCUCAAGAGCUGCUGGAGAGCAACCAGGGCCUGGCAUGCCACAAGCCCAUACCUCGUGGGUUGACAGUCAACGUGUCGGCAUCUGCUAAUAAGAGCUGCACCAGCAUGUAUACCAUUAACCAGAACAAGGCCAGGUACCCCUCCUCCCCGGUGGCAGCCUGCAACCUCUAUAAGACUCUCGACCCCACCGCGCACACGUGCCAGCAGCUCGCUGUGCUCCGCCCUGGAUGGCACGUCAUGAGCAUCGCAAAGCUCUUCCGAGUCAACCCCGCUCUCUACUUCGACCACCUGCUGCCCAAUGCUGCUGGCUGGACCGACUCUGUUGUCGAUAAGUGUGUGACUAAACGCUUCUACCUCGUGAAGAGAGGAGACACGUGCGGCAAGCUAAUUGCGUCUCAAUACAAGCGGAAAGUGGACCUUUUCCGGUCACUCAAUGACGGGUUUGACUGUACUGUCUCGUCGUUGUGGGUGGGGAUGCAACUGUGCUUACCAUAA